This is a messenger RNA of Poecilia reticulata (guppy), 936 nucleotides long. Lineage: Eukaryota; Metazoa; Chordata; Actinopteri; Cyprinodontiformes; Poeciliidae. The record is from RefSeq and is a predicted model, not a curated record.
AUGACGAUUAGGCGGCACAACAGGUGCCUUCUCCUGCUGCUGGGUUUGGRUCAGGGCUGCGGCUGGGUUCUGGUCCAGAACCAGGAGGUCUGUGGUGUGGAACCAGUUCUGAUGAUCCAUUAUUCUCCGCAGUCAUGUGAAAUCUGCCAGGAGCCGUUUGAGACGUACUGGGUGGAGGAAGAGGAGGACUGGUUCCUGAAGAACGCUGUCAGAGUGGACGACAAGAACUUCCACCCGGCCUGCUUCGAGGACUAUAAGAAGACGUCGUCCUACCUGGACGCAACGCCGUCCCCCAGUCGGCUGCUGGCCGAACACCCGCUGGGUGCAUUCGUCAAGACCGAGGAAGAGGAGAGCGAGACUUCCUGUCAGGUCACUUCCUGUCAGAUCAAACAGGAAGUAGAGGCUGACGUCACUGUUUCUGGUCAGGAGGAACCAGACUCUGAGGCGCCGGCGGACUCUGCCCGGUCCGAGGACACGGCUUGAUGCGGCGCCGCUCCUCUUUGUCCUGCCGGGUCGAAGAUUUUUACCUCUUGAAUACAUUUUGGUAUUUGGAUAGUUGCGGCCGUUUCUGGGCCGCGGUUCUGUUCGCUGCGGUUCUGUUUGCCGCGGUUCUGAUCAAUUCUGUACGCCACAGCUGUAAAUGAUUUAAUUUAUACAUUAAAGUAUUUUUUGGUAACUCUGGUCUGCAGCUGCUGUCUGUUGCCUAGUUACAUAGUUUCUGAUUGUUGAUUGGCUGCUCUGGUGAUGAGUCAUCACAGGUGUUGAAGGUAAGCAUCAUCUGAUUGGACGACGUCUCGUUUGAGGAUCUUUUUAUUUUUGAUUUUUCUUCAAUAAAUGAGUCUGAAACGUUUUUCUGUGUGAAUUCUGGUUCUGAUCUGACUCGGUACUGCUGUCAUUUAGGUUCAGUCAUUAAAAUAAAGCUUCAGUGGACUCAAA